Chenopodium quinoa (quinoa) is the source of this 2734-nucleotide messenger RNA. Its product is annotated as sister chromatid cohesion protein SCC4-like. The coding region runs from base 148 to 2316 and encodes 722 amino acids. Gene Ontology annotation, biological process: mitotic sister chromatid cohesion; maintenance of mitotic sister chromatid cohesion. Gene Ontology annotation, molecular function: protein binding; double-stranded DNA binding. The transcript is spliced from 13 exons. NCBI's taxonomy places the organism in Eukaryota, Viridiplantae, Streptophyta, Magnoliopsida, Caryophyllales, Amaranthaceae. The record is from RefSeq and is a predicted model, not a curated record. Gene Ontology annotation, cellular component: chromatin; SMC loading complex.
CGGAGAGAACAAAACCUAAAGCCUAAACGCUAACAUACCCCUUGACUCAUCUAAUUGAAACCCAAUUGAAUUUUCACUCACUACUUCAAGUCUACAACACAAACAAACAGUCAAAAUUGAAGCAAACCAUUACAGAGAAAAACUUCCAUGGAUACACUAGCAGAAGGUUUAUGGGGAUUAGCAGAUUAUCAUGAGCAAAAAGGUGAAUUUGCAAAGGCAAUCAAAUGUUUAGAAGCAAUUUGCCAAAGCCCAGUUUCAUUCCUCCCAAUAAUCGAGGUCAAAACUCGUCUUCGAAUCGCCACCCUUUUGUUGCGCCAUUCUCACAAUGUCAAUUAUGCCAAAUCUCACCUUGAACGUUCUCAAUUGUUGUUGAAGUCGAUUCCUUCGUGUUUCGAAUUGAAAUGUAGGGCGUAUAGUUUGUUGAGUCAAUGUUAUCAUCUAGUUGGGGCGAUACCAUCUCAGAAGCUGAUUUUGAACAAGGGUUUGGAGCUUACGAAGUCGCUCGGUGAUGGUUUUGCAGCAAAGUUAUGGUAUUGCAAUUUCAGUUCACAGCUUUCUACUGCUUUGAUUAUAGAAGGCGACUAUCAAAAUUCCCUUGCUACUCUUGAACAAGGAUACAGCUGUGCUGCUGAAUUAUGUUAUCCUGAAUUGCAGAUGUUUUUCGCGACAUCGAAACUUCAUGUCCACUUGAUGCAAUGGGAUGAUGUGGACAUGGUGGAACGGGCUCUAGCAAAAUGCGAUGAGGUGUGGAACUCCUUUGAGUCGAAUAAGACACAGCAAUGUCUUGGUUUGCUUUUUUAUAAUGAGCUACUGCACAUUUUCUAUCGGUUUCGUAUAUGCGACUACAAGAAUGUUGCUCAACACAUUGACAAGCUUGAUGCUGCUAUGAAGGCUGACUUGCAGCAAACAGAGCAUGUUCGUAAACUAACCAGUGAACUCAACGCUUUGAACCACUCUCUCUCCGAGCCUGCUAUGAAGCAGAGGGAUUGCUCACUACUGAUUGAGAAACGUGCUCAUCUUCAGCAGCAGCUCAGGACUAUAACCACAUCCAAUUUAAUUCCACAAGGUUAUACUGAUUCUGCUGGUGUUGAUUAUGAGAGGAGGCUAUCUGCUGACAAGCUCGAGCUGGCACCAUAUCCUAUUGAUGGGGAGUGGUUGCCCAAGAAUGCAGUUUAUGCUUUGGUGGACCUUAUGGUUGUAAUUUUUGGGCGCCCAAAAGGACAAUUUAAGGAGUGUGCAAAGCGGAUUCAAUCUGGAAUUCAAAUUAUCCAAGUUGAACUAUUAAGGCUGGGAAUCACAGAUGGUGUAAGAGAAGUAGAUCUUCAACACUCCGCUAUUUGGAUGGCUGGUGUCUAUCUGAUGCUGUUGAUGCAAUUUCUUGAAAAUAAGGUGGCAGUGGAUCUCACACGAGCUGAUUUUGUUGAAGCUCAAGAGGCUUUGGUGCAGAUGAGAAAUUGGUACAUUCGUUUUCCAACAAUCUUACAGGCUUGUGAGAGCAUUAUUGAGAUGCUAAGAGGACAAUAUGCACACUCAGUUGGUUGCUUCAAUGAGGCGGCUUUCCAUUUUGUUGAAGCAGCAAAGAUGACAGAGAGCAAGUCAAUUCAAGCUAUGUGUCAAGUGUAUGCAGCUGUCUCUUACAUAUGUAAUGGUGAUGCAGAAUCUUCUUCACAGGCUCUUGAUUUAAUAGGGCCUGUCUAUAGGGUGAUGGAUUCUUUCAUUGGAGCACGAGAGAAAACAAGUGUUCUGUUUGGUUAUGGUCUUCUGUUGAUGAAGCAGCACAAUCUUCAGGAGGCACGGAUACGUUUGGCUACUGGAUUGCAAAUAACUCACAGUAAUCUGGGAAAUCUUCAGUUGGUUUCGCAGUAUCUAACAAUUCUUGGAAGUUUGGCCCUUGCUCUUCAUGACACUGCACAAGCUAGAGAAAUUUUGAGGUCUGCUUUGACAUUGGCGAAGAAACUUAAUGAUAUCCCAACUCAGAUCUGGGUACUAUCGGUUCUCUCAGCACUGUAUCAGGAGCUGGGAGAGAGGGGAAAUGAAUUGGAGAAUUCAGAGUACCAUAGAAAGAAGAUAGAUGAUCUGCAUAGAAGACUUGCAGAUGCUUAUGCAUCAAUUCACCAUAUUGAGCUGAUUAGCAAAGAUAAAAUUGAAGUUCACCAGCUGCUCAAUUCUGAUACUAAACGUGCUAUGGCAAGUUCGUCGAUGAAGGUUGAUCUUGACAUCCCGGAAUCUAUUGGUCUGGCCUCAUCAAUGCCCGUAACUUCAUCCUCGCGGCUUGUUGACUUAGAUUCUGGAAGACGCGGGAAGAGGAAAAUUUAGCUUGAGAAUGUAUAUAUUUGUAACUGUCAGAACUUAUUUAUCUGUAUAUAUUUAUAUGGCAUGUAUCUUACUGCCAAGAUUAGGAAUAUUUACCAGUCAUAUGCAAUGAAAUUUGCUUUUCUUUCUCAUUCUCUAAUUGUAUUGUGUUGCGGAUUGCGAUCUGCAUGUAGCAAUUGUGUAAGCUAGGAAGCUCAGAUCGCUUGGUUCUUAAGGAAGUUUGCCCUUCUAGUUUUCUGCCCCAUCUUGAGCUAUACUCCCGUAAGCUUCUGAACAGUAUAGUUUUAUUUUUAACUUAGGAAUUGAUUUAGUUAGGUAAUGAUUAUCAUCUUGUUGUUCAAGUUUAUUAAACAAACUCACAUUCACAAACCAAGACUGGUGAUGUAAAUUAUAUUGAGGCGUGUUAAUCUUUUUGUGUUCA